Messenger RNA from Paramecium tetraurelia, 4008 nucleotides. RefSeq lists its product as uncharacterized. The transcript has a single exon. Lineage: Eukaryota; Ciliophora; Oligohymenophorea; Peniculida; Parameciidae. The record is from RefSeq and is a predicted model, not a curated record.
AUGACCAAAGUUUAAUUCCUUUUGACUUAUAUGAUCGUCUUAGCACACUCGUGCUCCUAUCUAUAUAACAAUACCAUCUUCCUUACAGGUACUUUGCAAGAAGUGAUUAACGUACCCCUCUCCUCCAUCUUCCAUACUGAUUAUUUUGAGAGACUCACCUUAAAGCAAACCGACAAAUUCCUUUCAAUAACAAGUCCAAUAUCAAAAUAUUCAGAAAAAUAUUAUGGUGGAAUCAAAGACCUCAAGAUUGUCACUUAAAAACUCCAGAAAAGCACCUCUAGUCGUGAUCCAAUUAACCACCUAACAAUUCUAGGCGUUAACUACGAUACCUACUAUGCAUAGUCCAACUAAGGAACUUACUUAGACCUUCCCUAAAUCAGCAUUUUAACAAAUUGUGAGGCAAAAAAAAACUCUAUCUGCUAUGAUAUAGUAUAAAUAGAUAGAUUAACUGUUAUAGACUGUGAUGACCAAAAGAAAAAUAGCUAUUUCAUACUGAUGAAUUAGGAUUCAACAACUUAUUUAGAUGUCGAUAAAGCUACCUCGGAGUUUAGGAAAAUAGACUAAGUUGACAAAUACAUGUUCAGAGGAACAGCAGAUAAAAUCUUUGUAUACAUUGAAGAAGAGGGCUAACUGAAGUAUUUAAUUUCUUUGGAUGAAACCACCUUGAUCGCACUUUUGGAAAAAGACUCUUUUAAGUUGUCAAUCAAGGAUUUUCAAGUUCAUACCAAUGGAUAACUUAGCAUUUUGAAUGCUUCUGGUGAAAUCAUAAUUGUUUAAUACAAAAAUGACUCAUGGGGUUUAAUCAAAAUUAUAGAAACUCACAUCAAUGAUGUCUAAGGGUAUGAUUACAAUAUCUACACCAACACUUAUGCGAUAAUUUCAAAAACACAAAUUGUGUUUCAAAAUAGAGAUAAGGAAAAGCAAUUAGCAGAAAUCUUAAAUGAAGAUGCCUCAUCUAAAAUAUAUCUCACUAAAAGAAACAUACUCUUAUUCUAAAACAACACUGUGACAUUGUUAAAUGAAUCAUUAAAGAAGAUAUAAAAUUUAAAAUUUGAUAAUGAGUUAGCUUUUAUAAAUACAAAUCAAAAUGCUGAAGGCUUUAUGAUUGUUUCCAACAUAAGAGUUGCUGGUUUUACAAUAAAUGAAAACUACUCUUUAAAAUUAUCGCUAACUUCGGCUAUUGUUGGUGAAGGUUACUAAUAAGCCAGUUUAAUUUAAGGAGCUUACCCAUAAAAUUGCUAAAUAACUUUGUUUUAUAAAACUCAAGAUUUGGGGUAUAAACAAAUCUUAUAAUCGUAAUAUUCUUAAGGCUUGUUAGUAGGAGGUGUCAAUAUUGAUAGUGAUAUAAUCAAGUUAGUACCUAUAUACUAAGGUUCUGAUUUAAAAUAUCAAUUCAAAGCUAAUAAUUUGAUAAAAAAAAUUGAAAUUGAAAAACAUUAGGCUUUUUCUUUGUAAGGACUCUCCGAGACACAAACUUUGGGCUAUCGAAAAAUAUUGAAAGCCAAUGGAUAAUGGAGUUACUAUGUUAUUUAAUAAGAUGCUAAUCUUUAAGUAAAAGGAUAUUUAUGUGAAGGUAAUCUUCAACUCAAUUGUAACCUCCUUUUUACAAAAGAUUAAUUUAAACAAUUGUAGAAUUCAUUAGAAUAAUUAUGGUGGUCUAAUUAAGAAUCGUUGUUCUUUGGAACUUUCUAAGAACAAAGCAUUACAAUUUAUUAUUUGUCCACUCAAACAAAUAACCUUGAUAUUUUGACAACCAUUGAGAUGGGAAGUAAUGUAAAAUAAAUUGUAACAGAUGGUUCACAUUUAUUUGUAUUACUAGAGCAGGAGAUUAGAAUUUAUGAAAUAACCAUUUUAAAUCAAGCUAAAUUAACAAAUACUUUUAAUGUAUUUGCCAAGAAGAUAUAUGCAUCAGAACAUGUUAAAAAUUUAUUCUUUAUCGAAUAAUAAUUUAGUUUGAAUUUGUACGAUAUUGAAUAUGAUUUAUAAACUAUUGUUUGGUAUGGAACUAUUUAGUUUGAUUACUAAGAGUCAAAUUUGGCCAUUUUUGAAAAUCAUUUUGUGAGAUUCAUUAAACCCGACAAUGAGGAAAAUUACAUUGUGACAGUCUUUAAUUAUGCAAAUAAAAGGAAUAUCUAUACUGAGAAGCAAAUAUCAUUCACACACUACACAGAUAUUAAUUUGUCUACUCUAGAAUGUUCUUUUGAUAGAAAUUUGUUUUAUAUUCAUGGGUAUAAUAAGUAAAGUUCAAGCUAAGUCAUUUUGGUCUAUAAGUUGACGUCAAAUAGUUUGGAUACCUUAUUCUAUUAGAUUAAUUCAACUCCCAGUACCAUAUUUUCAGUAGCAGGUAACAACAUUCUUAUGACUGACAUUGUUAACAAAUAAGUAGUUAAUUAUUAGAUCACUGGAGAGCUUGUAGUUACAAGCGUAGUCAAUAAAGAAUACGAAUAAAUACCAUACACAAGUUUGAUCCAAUUAGAUUUUGAUGUUACUAAUGAUUUAUCCAAUAAAAUGGUUGCAUCAAUUGCUAUAAAUAGCGUAAAUAGAGGCAGCAAAAUUAUAUUGAGAAGUGAUCAAAUCAAUCUGAACUACACAAAACAUAAUGAUACUGUAAACUGUGCAGAUUUGGGUUAGGAUUGGUACUCAGGUUAAGUCUUUGAUAUUGAACUUGCAGAUUAAUAAAAAAAGAUUUAGUUGAAUCCAUCUUUGACAUUGCAAAAAGAAAUUUUGGAAUACAGCCCAUAAUUAAAAUAGUUUAAUAGUAGUAGACUAGUUUAAUUAAUGUAGAAUAAACUUAAUCUAGUGAAUAUUGAGGAAUUUACAUUUCAGAUCUUGAAGUUGGAUGAAGAUUAUCAAUUUACUGCUAUUUUACUGAUUGCAGGGGAAAAUAUCUAUGUUUAAGCUAAAUCAAAGGAAUCUAUCUGGUUGAGGGUCAUUUAAUGCAAGAAUAGUGACAUGUGUAAUUUAUUGGAUAAUAAAUUCCAACUUUCUAUGGGUGUAAAAAGGGCUUAUCUUCAUGAAAAUAAUUUCUUUUUAUAUAUGGGAAAUUAUGUUAAUGUUUAUGAUACAUUAGGAGAUGCAACGAAAUUGGAGUAGUUUGAACUAAUUUAAAGUUUUUCAUAGUACUAUCAACUUUAGUAAAUGGAAUUUACUCAUUUAUAAAAGAAUGUCUAUUAGUUUAUUUCAGUAGAUAUUUGGGGUAACCCUGAAUUCUAAAUGAGAGAAAUCAACAGAACAGCAACAAACAAUUAUCUUGUCAAAUUUCCACUGGAUUCAUUACUUGCGGGAUAAAAAAUCAAUAAACAAGAAAUUUAACAAUCAGCCGGAUUUGUCUUAACAAAAAACUAAAUUACUAUAAUAUUCAAGAAUAGUGCGUCAUACUCUUUUCAUUAUGAAAUUAACUGUUCAAGAAAUGAAUUAUGUGAAAUUUCUACGUUUAAAUUUAAUGGCUUAUAUUAGUAAUAUCAAGAUUGGUAAUUAAUAGAUUUUAGUUAAAAUGAAAAUAUUCUCUAACUAAUUUAUUUGACCUAAACUCACUAUGAGUUGAUGUUAUAUGAUAUGGAAACACCAAGCAGUAAUUCUAAACCUAAAAAUGUUAUUGCUCAUCUGGCUACUCCUCUGUCUGGAAUUAAAGACAAUUCUUAACAUUUGUCUUUUGUGUACUCUUUAAAAGAUAAAUUACAUUUAUUAGCAUCAUCUGAAGGCUAAUUGAAACUUUAACAUUAUAUCUUGUUAAGAUCCCCUUAACUCUGUACAAGUGAAAUUAAAUUUGAGGAUCAAGUGAAAUUUAAGUUAUCUAAUACAGAUGAAAACGUUUCUAUUCAAGAAAAGGUUAUAAUAUCAGAAUACAUACCUCCUUCUCCUCCUGAUAAUGAUGACAACGGAAGCUUUCCUAUUUGGGCUAUUAUACUAAUACUUCUUGGCGUACUAUUGAUUGGAGGAGGUAUAUUCCUAUAUUGUCGCUAGAGAAAAAAUAAAAAUUAGAACACAAACCUAUUGCUGGAGAGCUGA